Labrus mixtus (cuckoo wrasse) is the source of this 1499-nucleotide messenger RNA. Its product is annotated as aldo-keto reductase family 1 member D1-like. Gene Ontology annotation, molecular function: Delta4-3-oxosteroid 5beta-reductase activity; aldose reductase (NADPH) activity. The coding region runs from base 30 to 1010 and encodes 326 amino acids. The transcript is spliced from 9 exons. The record is from RefSeq and is a predicted model, not a curated record. Gene Ontology annotation, biological process: bile acid biosynthetic process. Gene Ontology annotation, cellular component: cytosol. NCBI's taxonomy places the organism in Eukaryota, Metazoa, Chordata, Actinopteri, Labriformes, Labridae.
CACACUUCAGUUCAUCAGUGUUAAAGGACAUGAAUCUGACUGCAGAGAGCCACAGUAUCCCUCUCAGUGAUGGGAACAGGAUUCCACUGCUGGGACUGGGCACCUAUGGGGACCCUCGAACGACGCCCAGAGGCACAGCUCUUGAGUGUGUCAAGCUGGCCAUAGAUGUGGGUUACAGGCAUUUUGAUGGGGCUCUGGUGUACUUCAAUGAGCAUGAAGUGGGUCAAGCCAUUAGACAGAAGAUUGCUGAGGGAGUCGUGAAAAGAGAGGACAUCUUUUACUGUGGAAAGCUCUGGAAUACCUUCCAUCCACCAGAGUUGGUGAGACCAGCCUUGGAGAGGACACUGAAAACCUUAAAACUAGACUAUGUGGAUCUCUACAUCGUUGAGCUCCCUAUGGCCUUCAAGCCUGGCAAUGAGUUCUAUCCAAAGGACGAGGAUGGAAAAUACAUCUACCACCACACAGACAUCUGUGCAACAUGGGAGGCCUUGGAGGCUUGCAAAGACGCAGGAUUGGUCAAAUCUCUGGGAGUCUCCAACUUCAACCGCAGACAGCUGGAGCUGCUGCUGAAUAAACCCGGCCUCAAGCACAAACCUGUGUCCAACCAGGUUGAAUGUCACCCAUACUUCACACAACCCAAGCUCAUGGAGUACUGUCGCCACAACGACAUUGUGAUUGUUGGAUACUGCCCAAUUGGCUCCUCCAGAGAUGCAUCCUGGGUGAAUGUGAAAUGUCCCCCCAUGCUGGAGGACGAGCUGCUUGUAUCCAUCGGGAAAAAGUACAACAAGAGCAGCGCUCAGGUGGCUCUACGCUUCAACGUCCAGCGAGGAGUCGUCGUGAUCCCCAAGAGCUUCAGCCCCGAGAGGAUUACACAUAACUUUCAGAUAUUUGAUUUUUCACUCACUGAGGAUGAAAUGAAAGCUGUUGAAGCACUGAACAAAAACAUUCGAUUUGUUGAGCUGCUGAUGUGGAGUGACCAUCCCGAGUACCCAUUUCAUGAUGAAUACUAAACUUUGGGAUGUUUUUCUGCCUGAAUUCACUAAUAGUGUUUACAAUGUUUACACUGAACACUAGAGGGCACUAGUUCACAGUGCAUGAAACGUACAAGUAAAGGAACAUUUAAAGGGGUUUACAUACAGCUCAAAUAUGUGACUACAAAGUUGUUUUUUACUUUCAGUUUAAUUGGACAAUCACAUGUUGCUCAUUCAAAUAUAUAAAUAGAUGAUUGUAAGUUAAAACUGAUUUAAAUGGAAUUAAUGCAACUUCACACAAAGCUUUUGAAUUCACAUUGGCAAAAUAUUCAGUUCAGAGAAAAAUACCAAUCACAGCAAUCCAGAUUAUCUUUCAAAUAUUUUCAGAUAUGCCAGCUACUGAUGUCCACAUUAUCACUAUAGUAUAUUUUAGUUUGAAUGUCACGCUGAUGUAGAACAAAACUGUUUGUAGGCAGUUCUGUUUGUAAUGUUGGUUGUGUUAAAAUACAAUUAAAACUUGUAACUUUG